Messenger RNA from Cavia porcellus (domestic guinea pig), 2037 nucleotides. RefSeq names its product anaphase-promoting complex subunit 15. The coding region runs from base 125 to 496 and encodes 123 amino acids. Gene Ontology annotation, biological process: regulation of mitotic cell cycle spindle assembly checkpoint. The transcript is spliced from 5 exons. Lineage: Eukaryota; Metazoa; Chordata; Mammalia; Rodentia; Caviidae. Gene Ontology annotation, cellular component: anaphase-promoting complex. The record is from RefSeq and is a predicted model, not a curated record.
UGGCUCUACCCAGGCCCCGCUCCUUUCGCUAUUAUCAACCCUAUAAGGACAAACUCCUGCCGAGGCCCACCCCUGCCUUCCUUCUGUUGGUCAACUGUGCGGCCAUUAUUAUAAUAAGCAAAGAAUGGGCGGUGGCUUUGCGACGAUGGGUUGGGUUUUCCGAGAAGCCAUGUCCACCUUGUUCCCCUCACUCCUCCCCCGUGUGACUGAGACACUGUGGUUUAACCUGGAUCGACCUUGUGUGGAGGAGACAGAGCUUCAGCAGCAGGAGCAGCAGCACCAGGCCUGGCUCCAAAGCAUCGCAGAAAAAGACAACAACCUGGUACCUAUUGGCAAGCCAGCCUCAGAGCACUAUGAUGAUGAGGAAGAGGAGGAUGAAGAUGAUGAUGAGGAUAGUGAAGAGGACUCAGAAGAUGAUGAAGACAUGCAGGACAUGGAUGAGAUGAAUGACUAUAAUGAAUCACCUGAUGAUGGAGAGGUCAAUGAGCCGCAUUAGGAUCUGACCUACGGUGCAAGACGGCUAUUGUAGAAGACACAGGAAGUGGCUGCAGGGCCCCUUAUGAAGAAGCUGCAUAUCCGUGUCUCCUUGUAGCUCCCAACAAACUGGAGUUUCAUUUCUUCCCCAGUUGCCCCAUUGACCCUCCUGCCCCCUCGUCUAUUCACCUGACAAAUUUGUCAAUCUCUGGCUCCUAUGAUUUUAUAGGCCAUUAGGGUUGAACUGGGAUCCUCACCCUGGCAUUCAAGACCUUAUUAGACUGAUCCUAUCCUCGCUUUCCAGCUCCCAGCUCCUCUCACCUGUAACUGGAAACCACAGCUAUCCCAAACAGCUGUUCCCAGAAUCAACCAUGAUGCCUCAUUCCUCCAUGCCACAUCUGUACAUGUGACUGACUUUGCCUUUCCCCAUUCCCAUCCCCAGCCACCUGGCCAACUUGAAACCAGGCCUUCUAGACUCAAUUCAAGUGUUGCUUCCUCUGGAAGUGCCUAGUAGAAACAACCACUGCAUUUUCCAGGCUUCUGAGAGGCUCCUAGUUUCACACAUCACACCUUUUUAUUGUUCAUUGAAUAUAUUUCUGAUCUUGGAAUUGAUGCUUUUUUAAAAUUUUUUGGUUCUGAAAAUGAAACUCAGGACUUUGCACUUGCCAGGAGAGGAGCUCGUACUGCUGAGCUAUAUCUCUGGCCCAAUUAAUGAGUUUAAGCUGAGGCUGAGAUAAAUACAGGUAGUAUUGUCCUGAAUUUGAUGCAGAAACGUUUAUGGUAGGGAAGAAAGACUUGGGCACAGAUAAUUACAAAGCUGUGUUAUAGUUUCUCCCUGUGUAUUAUGGUUUGAAGCUAGCAUUUGAUUGGUUCAUCUCUAUUGCCUCUACCUCUUCCACACCAAGCACGUUAUCUGGUACAAAAUAGAUGGCAAUAAAUAUUUACCAGAUGAAUAAAUGACUCAGUCAAAGUCCAUUUCCAAAUGAAAAAAGAUACAGAAUCUGUAGAAGAAUAGGAGCCUGCCCAAUUCACCCAGUAAGAUAAUAAAUGGUCCCCGAUCUUUCCUCACCCUUUUGGGGGUACUUCCUGGAAUACUGACCUUUGACAGGCCCCAUGUGGCUCAGGUACUCGCAAUGGCUGCUCCAGUGGUCCAGAGUGGUGAGGAUGUGACCAGGAUCUCCAGGCAGGGCAUGGGUGAGCACAUAGCUGAAGGCUCUCUCCUCAAUCCGUAACCCUGACAAGCAAUCUCGGAGGCUCCUCAGCAAGACUGUGCGCACGAGCAGUCGGAAGUAGUGCCGGUAUCGAACUAGCAGUGUUACCACUAGCGGCAGGAAUGCAAGCGCGAUUGCAGGGGACAUGAUCCCUAUCUGGGCUCUGGGGUGGAAGGAGGUAGGAGAGAAACCCACACCCACAAAUUUCCCUUUGUGUGUGCAGCCAUUACCAGUAGCAUUUGUUAUGCUCAUAUUUUACAGGCUAUGGCUGAGAAAUGCUGUGACUUUUGUCCAGUCACAUUGCAGAACUGGACACAGCAGAUAGUAAACAUUCAUUGAUUUAAAAAGCUAA